Cygnus atratus (black swan) is the source of this 1674-nucleotide messenger RNA. RefSeq names its product chloride nucleotide-sensitive channel 1A (gene CLNS1A). Gene Ontology annotation, cellular component: methylosome; spliceosomal complex; pICln-Sm protein complex. The transcript is spliced from 7 exons. The record is from RefSeq and is a predicted model, not a curated record. The coding region runs from base 305 to 1054 and encodes 249 amino acids. Gene Ontology annotation, biological process: mRNA cis splicing, via spliceosome; spliceosomal snRNP assembly; cell volume homeostasis. NCBI's taxonomy places the organism in Eukaryota, Metazoa, Chordata, Aves, Anseriformes, Anatidae.
AAGUGGCGUUAGAACAAAGUUGUGACCUAGAACUCGCACCAAGCAGUGAGCUGCCUGCUGACUUUGACUCCGAACCAUCCCUGCUGGAAGGGCUCUGAAGCCACCAGCACUUGGUGCCGUUGCAUUCCUCCAGGAGAGGAACCUCCCCGGAAUUCCAGUUACUGCUGUGCUCAGCUGCUUGGCCGCAGACAGAAGGCCUUCUGUUCGCACAGCAGUUGCCCUCAGUGCUUAUAACACCGAGUUUCCUCCGAACUGGAUCUCAAAACGUUGUGUGAGGCACCUGCGAGUCCCCCAGCCGGCUCCCAUGUCUGGGGCACAGCGCGAAGCUUUCACCAGCGUCCUGAAAUGCCAGCACUUGCAGGAGCGCCACGCAGGGGCAGAACCAGAGCCCGGAGCACAAAGAGCCUUUGGGUGCGCGUGCUGCCUUGUCAGAGCGUGGAAAGCUGCCCCAUCGAGCCGUCUGUCUUGGGUGGAAAACUCCGGCGUCGGGUUCUCCUUGGACUACCCCAACAUAAGCCUGCACGCCAUCUCCAGGGACCUGAGCGCCUUCCCGUGGGAGCACUUGUACGUCAUGGUCAACGCCAGCUUUGAAGACGAGGAGACGAAAGAGGCUCCCAUGGCCGAAGGAGAGGAGGAAGACAGCGACGAUGAUGUUGAACCAAUUGCGGAAUUCAGAUUUGUACCGAGCGACAAAUCGGCCUUGGAAGCCAUGUUCUCAGCGAUGUGCGAAUGCCAGGCUCUGCACCCCGACCCAGAAGAUGAGGAUUCGGACAACGAUUACGAAGGGGAGGAGUACGACGUUGAGGCACACGAGCUGGAGCAAGGCGACAUCCCGACCUUCUACACGUACGAAGAAGGGUUGUCGCAUUUAACCGCAGAGGGCCAGGCCACCCUGGAGAGGCUGGAGGGCAUGCUGGCCCAGUCUGUCAGCAGCCAGUACAACAUGGCUGGGGUGAGGACGGAGGACUCGAUACGGGAGUUUGAAGAUGGGAUGGAGGUGGACAUAGCACCAGUAGUCGCGGGGCAGUUUGAAGAUGCAGAAGUUGAUCACUGAGGAGGACGCGUGCUGCUAUUCUUCUUGUGGCACUUCCAGAAUAAGCUGUAAAACUGAAGGCAUUGCAGUGACUGUCGGGAGUUAACCUUUCUUUUAAUGACCUAUGCUUAGACAUCUCGGUCUAUAAAUGCUUUUAUAGAUGUUUAAAAAAAAGGGGUUGACAUUUGUGACCACUAUGGGGUUAUUUUUAAAAAACCACACAAGUAAAAAAACCUCUCCCGUCUAACAUAAAUGGGGCUUGUCAGGGGUGAUUUCAAAGAAGCCUUUGCAGGAGUUCUAGGACUGCAGAAAUACAACUGUAAGUAGAACAGAGUUUUAGAUUGUCCUAGAACUUCCCAUAUUUUUGUACCUGUUCAUUGAGUAGUGGAGCGGAAUGGAAAUGUUACAGAGCUCAGCUGAAAGAAAAUAAGGUCAGACAUGGAUGAAAAGCAGAGCUCAACUUAAUGCCCCUCAAGUAACUGGUAUCAGUUCACUGUUGUCCCUUCCAUUUGUCUGGGAGCAAAGUUUGGGUGGUAGAGAUGGAAUAAAAUCUGUAAAGUCCUGAAAAUGAGAACUGGUUUGUGUCUUUGUAUUAAAUGUUAACAGCACUGUUAAAUAAACUAAGAUUUUUGUAUCUCACA